UUUGUUGUGGAGGGGAUUACAGAUCGGAUCACUGAUUAACCCAUCACCUUUCCAGAACAAUGAAUUAAAUUAACUGACUGGUAACCAUGGCAACAUCGUCUCUGCACAACAGUAUGAAUUCUCUACAGAACUCUCCAAGAUCAAUGAACUCUAGUCCAAGAUUACCUUGUGAUAGCAUUCGGACGAAUCAAUACCCGCUUCCGAGUAAAACGUUUGUCUCUCAGGAACAUUCGGAAAAUGUGUUGAAAUCGCUGAACUUGCUAAGGACUGAGAAGCUGCUCUGCGAUGGAACAAUCAUUGCUAAUGGGCGACACUACAUGGUGCACCGGUCAGUGCUGGCCUCGUGCAGCGAAUACUUUAAAACAAUUUUCACAACAGGGAAUCGUAUCCAUGAAAUCCUGCUCCAGGAGGUGUCCUCGGAAGGCCUGGAAGCAAUUUUAGAGUACUGUUACACGUCUGAGAUUACUCUAACUUUAGACAAUGUUGAGACCAUCCUCCAUGCCACAAUUCAUUUAAAUAUGAAACCAGUUACAGAGCUGUGCGUGCAGUAUCUACAAAUGGCUAUCACCACUGAAAAUGCAAUUGACAUUCUCUUGCUUGCGGACGCAAUCAAGUUUAAAAGUUUACUUAAAUUCGCUCAGGAAUAUGUAAUUGAUAACUUUGUUAGUGUUGCCGAGAGCAAGCAGUUUGAUGCGCUGACAGCUGAGCAAUUUACAUGGUUUCUCUCACAAGACCGUUUAGCCGUUCAAUCUGAGUUGCAACUAUUCAAAAUUGCUGCACGGUGGAUUCAAAAUGACGAGAAAGCGAGAUAUAGAUAUUCAGCUAAGAUAAUGAGAAAUGUUCGUUUCCCUCUUAUCACAUCUGGAGAUCUUGUAGAUCAUGUGCAGUCACACAAGUUUAUGAUGUCUGAUCCAGAUUGUCAUAAAUAUCUUAUUGAGGCCCUGAACUAUCACCUUGUUCCUCAUCGCCAGCACUCCAUGCAGUCUUCGCGCACAAAACUACGCUCCACAAAUGAUGUCAUUCUUGCAGUUGGUGGUGAGCGAGGAAACCACCAGGUAAGCAACUUAAUUUUGAUCUUUGACGAAUAUCACCGACUAUGGAAGCGUUUAUCAAUGAUGCCACUGAAACGUGUCGACCACUGUAUAGCGGUUUUGAACCAUUUCCUGUAUAUUAUAGGCGGUCAAGAGCUUAAACUCAAUGGAAAAGACAGUAUCGGUACAGUGCAUCGAUAUGACCCACGAUUCAAUACAUGGCUACAGAUCUGCCCAAUGCAACAGAGAAGAGCUUUCUUUGUCCUUGAAGCCGCAGGUGGAUCAUUGUUUGCGAUCGGUGGAAAGAAUGAACAUGGACCACUCGCAUCUGUGGAGUAUUACAGACCCGAGAUUAAUGAAUGGAGAUAUGUUGCUCCAUUAGAAAGUGCGAACUAUGCCCUUGCUGGCUGUGUUCAUGACCAGAAGGUGUAUAUAACCGGUGGAUUUACGAACCGUAUGUUUUCCAAUCAAUUACAAGUGUUUGAUAAAGAUGAAAAUCAGUGGGAUGUGCUAAGUCCGAUGCAAGUGCCACGUGGUUUCCACAUGAUGGUGUCUAUCAGAAGCCAGUUAUAUGUGAUGGGAGGUAAUCACGUUAAUGCAUACGGUGAUCGCGUUGAUGUAAUGAGCGUUGAGAGUUACAAUCCCGAAUCAAAUAACUGGACUAGCUUGUCGCCAAUGUUAACAGGGCUUAGUAUGUCUGGUGUCUCGGUACUCGAUAAUAAAUUGUACGUCAUUGGUGGGUACAAUGGCCUGAGUCGACAACGUGAACGAGACAUCCAGUGCUACAACUGUGACGACGAUGAAUGGGACGUUGUUGGUGAGCUUCCUGAACCUCUUCUACGUACCGCCUGCUGUACGUUAACCUUGCCGCAUCACGUCUUCAUGGGACAGAAAGAUUCCAAUUCUGUCAUGCCAAGACAUAAUUUGGGCUCGCAUCGGUCAAUACAAUCGCGGCCAAGUAUCAGUGGACAAAGCAUUACAACCAAUAUGUCAAGACAGAGUAGCAAAAGCAGCAAAAGAUAA
Saccoglossus kowalevskii is the source of this 2054-nucleotide messenger RNA. Its product is annotated as kelch-like protein 9. NCBI's taxonomy places the organism in Eukaryota, Metazoa, Hemichordata, Enteropneusta, Harrimaniidae. Gene Ontology annotation, molecular function: protein binding. The record is from RefSeq and is a predicted model, not a curated record.